Penicillium waksmanii is the source of this 960-nucleotide messenger RNA. RefSeq names its product MBL fold metallo-hydrolase. The transcript has a single exon. Bases 1 to 960 code for a protein of 319 amino acids. The record is from RefSeq and is a predicted model, not a curated record. NCBI's taxonomy places the organism in Eukaryota, Fungi, Ascomycota, Eurotiomycetes, Eurotiales, Aspergillaceae.
AUGAAGCCUCAAGAAUACGUUCGAGUCUCUCUUCUCCCAGCAGGCUUUCUCACCCUGCCUGAGCAUUUCUUCUGCGCCGAUCAGCAUGAUAAAAGCAUAAAGAAUCUCGUUCCUUCAAUGUCAUUCCUUCUUGAACACAUUCCAAGUCGUACAAGGGUCGUAUUCGAUCUGGGGCUUCGUCGAGACCUAAGCGCUUACCCAGACAACAUUCAGCCGCACCUGCGUACACGCCAGCCUAUUCAGACGAUUCCAGACGUAUGCGAUUCUUUGAAUCAUGGCGGAUUAGAGUCAACCGACAUUGACGCUGUCAUCCUGAGCCACAUGCACUAUGACCAUGUUGGAACUCCCUCUCGUUUUACAAUGGCCAAAUUUAUCGUGGGCUACGGGUCCCGCCAUAUUUUAGAAAAUGGAAUGAACUAUCACUCUGCGGCCCAUUUUGAAAAGGAUCUUUUGCCAUCUGAUCGGACAAUAGAGCUUCCCGUUCAAAACAUUCUUCCUCAGUUUACGCACCCUGUCGAAAUCACGACUCAUUUUACCAAUUGCCUGUCAUCAUUUUCUCCAGGGGGGCAGCAGGAGUGGAAAGCACUACAUCCUUUUGAUAAUGUGAUUGAUCUUUUCGACGAUGGCUCCUUCUAUAUCGUUGAUAGCCCGGGUCAUCUUUUAGGCCAUCUGAACGUUCUCGUGCGAGUGAGCAGCGAUCGCUGGAUUUAUCUCGCCGGCGAUGCCUGCCAUCACUCAAGGAUCUUGAAUGGAGAAACAGGGAUGGCUGAGUGGGAGGAAGAUGGGCGCCACGUAUGUAUUCACACAGACAAGAAUUUGGCAUUAGGUACUCUUCAUAGGAUCCAGAAUUUGAAGGAAAAUGGCUUCCAGGGAGGCUCUGUGCAGGUAGUAUUGGCGCAUGAUGCGGAAUGGUACCAGAAUAACUUGAAAUCAAUUUUUCCAGGGGCUGUGGAUGACUGA